Messenger RNA from Arachis ipaensis, 762 nucleotides. RefSeq lists its product as uncharacterized. Gene Ontology annotation, cellular component: endoplasmic reticulum. Lineage: Eukaryota; Viridiplantae; Streptophyta; Magnoliopsida; Fabales; Fabaceae. The record is from RefSeq and is a predicted model, not a curated record.
AAAUGUCCACUGUAGUUAAAGUUUGAAAGGGCUCCAUUCCAAGAUCCCCUUCCUAUCAAAGAAAACCUAAAAGAAAGAAAGAAAGAAAAUGGGGUUUGCAUUGAAUCUGAUAGACUUUGUUCUGUUCCUGUUCUUCCUGUUAAUAGCAUUCGCUGCACCCCUCAUUGAUGGACAAACAUGUCUUCCUCUCACUUACUUCCCUGAAUUUCUCGUUGAGCUUAAGCAAUGGUACACCCAUGAAUACGGUGAUUACCUUGUUUCUGAGAAACCUCACUUCUUUGUUGGCUUGGUUUGGCUCGAGCUUCUGUUUCUAUGGCCCCUUUCUCUUCUUAAUCUCUAUGCCCUCUUCGCUUCCAAGCCUUGGUUCAACACCACUUGCUUGAUCUAUGGUGCAUCCCUCUCCACUUCCAUGGUUGCUGUGUUAUCAGAAAUGAUGCUUUCCAACAAGGCAUCCGAGAAGCUAUUGAAAAUGUACUUCCCUUUCAUGGGUUUUGGUGUCUUAGCUCUCUUGCGAGGGUUGAUGUCAAAUUCUUCGAGGUCAUCUUCAAGCAGUGGCCGGAGACCUGCGUUCGCACUGAGGAAAAAACGUGCUUGAAGUGACAGCUGUACUUGUUUGGGAUGUUGACUUUGUAUUUAAUUCUUUGGGUUCCUAUCAAUUUUGUAACUGAGAAAAAGAUUUUGUAUUAGGCAAACUUCAAAUUCCAUCGUGUUGCAUAAUUUGCCAUGAGAAGAAAUAAAAUGUUAAUGUUGGAUAAUGGUACC